AUGAGCAUUCGGCAAAGUCUCAUUUAACAAUUCAUGCAUACUUUAUCUAAUUAGAGUUCAUAACAGACUAUAACUUUAUUGGCUCUAAUAGGAAUUGAAAGUGUGCUUUAGGAGAAUGACAACAAAUUAGUCAGGGAGCAAAUAACUCUCAUCAAGAGAUAGAUAGAAAAUAUUCAGACGAAGGACGAGGAACACACUAUAAAGGUGGUAAAGUCGAAGGAAAGAGCGCUGACCCCGAAGAUUACGGAAUCCUAGGCUCCAACUCCAUUAGGCCACCAAAGGAAUACUGUGUCUAGACACCAUUUGGAUGAUCAUGCGAUGAGGAUGGCACUUAGUUAACAGUACGAGGAGACCGAAUAAAUGAGAUCUCCAAAAUCGGAAAUCUCCAAUGUGAAAACCCCAAAACAAUCGAUUCAAUACUUUAUAGAGAUGAAGAGUUAAAAGCCGAAAAGGGGGCCCGAAACCAAACUGAAGGAAUUGCAAAGUAAUUUAACUCGAGAAUUGAUAGCUGAUUACCAGGGAGUGUUGGAGGAAAUUAAGCUAAACCCAACAAAAUACAUGGACACUCCUGAGAGCAGUCUUUAGGAGUAGCAAAUAAAGGAUUACAUAAAGUUGCAAUAGUAGGUGCAAUUGUAGUAGCAGAAGGCAGAGAUUGAAAGACAAUAGCAAUAAUUAAAAUAACAGUCACAGGACUAUAAUUAAUCUUAGAAGGACUUAUUGAAUUUGAGAAGGAGGACUGAAACCCAGCCGGAAUAGAGACUGGAGAGAUCUUGGUAGGUAUAGGAGAAAAGGAGUACUUAGGGGAUGAUGAAUUACAAAUCGGAACCAAAUUAGAUGUAAAAUUAAAUGGCAACAAAGAAGGUGUAAUCGACUCCACAAUAGAAGGAGUAGAAGUCUCCGAACAGAUUUGAGUAGUAACAAGUGAUGUAGACGGAAAAUACAUUUUCAUUUUUUUAAAGGUAGAAGACUUAGGGAAAUCAAAUCAAUACUCAAUAAUCGAUUAAUUACGACAAACACAGCGGGGGUUUAAAGUAGAUGGCUGACAAGCUAAUAAAUUCGCCGAUUAUAUAGUAAGUCUCUUUGAAGUCGGCUGAGAAUGUUUCAUCAUCGGGGAAGGAGGUUUAGGUUUCAUAGUUUGAGGAAUAAGAUUCGAUGAGUUCAAAUUCAAGUGCGUUUUCACUAUUUUAGCCGAAUGAGGAGUUGAAGUCAUUCUUUAGGAAGGAGUUGAUUAAGGAAGAGAACGACGAAAAUCAUGAUCCGAAUUGUGUGAAGUACUCUAAUAUAUUUUUGAAAGGGAGAAUGGGAGGAUCGAAAGUGUUUUGA
Messenger RNA from Paramecium tetraurelia, 1323 nucleotides. RefSeq lists its product as uncharacterized. The record is from RefSeq and is a predicted model, not a curated record. The transcript has 3 exons. NCBI's taxonomy places the organism in Eukaryota, Ciliophora, Oligohymenophorea, Peniculida, Parameciidae.